AUGAUUUUUGAUAAAUUAUCACCAACUGAUCACAUGUUUGAACCUUUACCAUCAUCAUUUAUCGAACAUCCAUUAUCGAAUGAAUGUAAUUUUUCACAAAUUGAAUCAUCAAAACAAAAAAUGGUCUCAACAAAAGAAGAAAAUUCUACAAAUGAUAUGUAUGCAAUAACAACUAAUCGAUAUCAUCGAUUAAAACCAUCACCAUUAAAUCUUUCAUCAUUAUCAACUGAAAAUAGAACAUCAACAACAAUUAAUCAAUCAUUAGAACAAAUUGAACAAACUACAAAGACUAAUGUUGAUGAAGGAUCAACAAAUUCUCUUUGGCAAUCAUCAGAUAAUCAUCAUCUACCAAUAUCUUCUACAAAAUCUUUAUCAAUUUCUCAAUUCUAUCCGAAUUCAUUAAUUACUUCAUAUUCAUCAUCAUCAUCAUCUUCUGAUUUAAGUUUAAUUAACAGUGAUCCACAUCAUGGUGAUAAACCUGAAAUAAAAACUCUUUCAUCAUCAUCAUCAUCUGGUUAUGAAUCAUCAUUAAAUUCUGUAUCUGAUCAUUUUUUUCCUUCAUCUCCAGAUUCGAUUAUAAUUUCUGAUUGUAGUCUCAUUGAACGAUAUAUUGAUUUACAUCUACAAAAACAAUUAUCAUUUGAACAUGAUAUAACUUCUUCACCUUUAUCGUUGAGUUCAUCAUCAAGUUCAUUUUUUUCUCAUGAUUUAAUUUCAACUAUUGAUUCACCAUCAUAUUGUCAAAAAUAUCUUAUUCAUAAUCAAUUAUCUAGUGAUACUGAUGAUGAUUCACAAGCAACAACAAUAUCAACUAAUGUAUUACCUUUACAAAGAGAAAAGAAACGACCAAGAAGUUUACCAAUAGCCAUUCAACAACCGAAAGAUGUAUUAGACGAUGAUGAAACAGAUAAUAGUUCUCCAAAUGGUUCUCUUUGCUAUUUUUCAAUAACUAUACCAGAAAAGAAUUCUUUUCAAACAUAUGAAUCAAAUUCUGUUGUAACUUCGAAUGGAAUAUUUUUGGAAAAAAAAUUAAUUAUACCAUUAAUUGAUAAGCUAAAUAUUAAUGAACAAAUAAUAGUCAAUCAAAAAAAUUCAUUGGAACAUUUUAUAAUGAGUCCAACUGAUAAAGUUAAAAUACAAAUGAAAUAUCAUGAAAAUGAUAUAAAAAAUAAUGAAUUAAAAAUUUCUCAACCUGAAGAUAUUGAUUUUAAACGAUCAAAACUAAAAGCUAUUCGAGUACUUUAUCAAAAUAGAAUUAAUUUUAAUAAUAUUCAAUCUCCGGUGAUACAUCAAAAUUCAACUAUACUUUCAUCAAGAACAGCAGGUUAUUGCCGUUCUCCAUUAGCUAAACGAACUAUUAAUCCACGUUUAUUGAGAAGUGUUCUAUCAUGUAGUGUAUUUGAAGUUGAUGAUGAACACGAAGUUGUUUCAUCAACAACUCAAAAUAAUGUUAAUGGAACACGUGAAAAAUCUCAUAUUGAAACAUUCAAUUGUUUACGUGGCAAUUUUACAGAAUCAUUAUUACAUGGAAAAAUUCUUCCUUGUGGUAUACUCGAUGGUUUUACAGUUAAAUUAGGUGCAAAUGGAUUGUUUAUCCCUAAACAAGUUAUUUUACCUGUGACAACAUUUUGGUUUAAUAUAUCCGAACAUCAAGCAGCAUCACCUUAUCUCGGUUAUAUUAAUUUACAAUGUUUACCAAAACGUGGUUAUCAUACACCAACAAAAGGAACAAUAACAUUAGCUUUAUUAAAUCCAAAUGGAAUAGCAAUUCAUUUAUUUUUAAUAGUAUAUGAUUUAAGUGAUAUGCCACCUGAUCAUCGAACAUUUAUUCGUCAACGAGUUGUUCAUAUACCUGAUGAUAAAAUAUAUAAAGAAAAUCUCAGAUAUUUAGCUCAUAUACGUUUUGUAACAUCACAAACUGGAAAACUCUAUAUGCAUUCCGAUAUACGAUUAAUAUUUGCACGUAAUAAACUUGAUUAUGAUGAACGAACAGGAAAUGGAAAACCUCAAUUAGUGACAUCAACAGAUAUGCCAACACCAAAAUAUUGGUCACGUAAAUAG
Messenger RNA from Rotaria sordida, 2061 nucleotides. The record is from the annotation of a GenBank genome assembly. Lineage: Eukaryota; Metazoa; Rotifera; Eurotatoria; Philodinida; Philodinidae.